GGUGUCAGUGCUGCCCCCUGCUGGUGGAGUGUGGAGCUGCAUGUGCGGCUGUGUGAAGCUGCUGUGAGCUCUCAGUUGUCGCUGUGCAGUGGAGGCGUUUUUUUCUCUGUGUGCAACCAACCGCAAGAAAUGGAUGUGUUUCUAAUGAUCAGACGUCACAAGACGACCAUCUUUACUGAUGCCAAAGAGUCCACCACAGUCUAUGAACUGAAGCGCAUUGUGGAAGGUAUUCUAAAGAGGCCACCAGAAGAUCAGAGGCUUUAUAAGGAUGACGUGAUGCUUAACGACCAACAAACUCUUGGAAAUUGUGGUUUCACAAAUCAAACAGCCCGACCUCAGGCCCCUGCCACCGUGGGAUUAGCUUUCCGUCUGAGUGAUGAUUCUUUCGAGCAGCUGAGGCUUGAGCCCUUCUCCACUCCCCCAGAGCUCCCUGACGUCAUGAAGCCCCAGGACUCGGGCAGCACAGCCAACGAGCAGGCUGUUCAGUGAGGGAGGGGGCAGGGACAGGAGAGGGACACGCAGGCGGCGGGGGGGUUCGGAGGGAGGAUGCACGGGGGGGAAGGGAGGGGUUGACUUUUUUUGGGAAGCGAUGCCUCAGCGGGUGAGUUUUGCCUUGCCGACGACAGACCCUCAGCUGAGCAUAAACAAUUACAAACACUGAUUCCCCUUGUUGUAAAUUUGAGGGCAGUGCUUCAAAGUGGCUUCAAAGUUUGUCCUGAAAUUGGUGACCGAUGCUAGAAAAAUGAUAAUUUCACACAAGACCCUUCAGAGAUACCUGACGGACCUGUCACAACACUGUCAGUCGUCCAUGGGGCUGGUGAAGGCUGAACAUUAAGAGCUGUACCUCAUAUUUAAUUAAUUCUAGUCUUUUCGGGGGGUAAGGUUACGCUGCCUUACUUAUGUUUUUUAUUUUGCUGGCUUGAACGUGGGAGUUGAUAAGGUGUGACAUUUUUAGGCUUUUAUGUUUGUGUGUUACUUAAUUAAACUAUUACUAGGAUUUAACAUGUUUUUGGUCCUCGGCCUGAAUAUGUGUUGCGACAAUAGCUAGGAUUUCGUGAAUUUCUAAGUUACUAUCUGUAUUUCAAAAACUUUUGAACAAUAUGAAUCUGACAAUAAAUUAGAUUCAAAUGUUGGCAGAAGAUGCGGCAUUGAGAUGAACAUUUCUUGAUAUUUUACUUAUCAGUAGUUGUAGUUUUCAUACUGUAGCUGCUCACAGAAGUUACUGAGACUGAACGCACUCAGUCGUGGGUAACUACCACACAUAAUGCUGGCGUGGACCUGGUGUUCAAAAUACACUGAUUCACAGGUAAUCCAAAAAUGAACUGAUAAUAUAAGAAUUAUUGAUUUAUUUUUCUUUUUUCUACCUUAUUAGCAAAGCAGAGGACUACACAACCCUCCUCUCCAGUGUUGGAUUGUAGCCCAUGACAUUUUGGAGGUGUUGAAGAGCAGUAAACUAAAACAUUUUAAGUUAAAUAAGUAGUAUGUCAUGUGAUGACUUGUUUCUGUGUGUGUGAGUAACGGGCUGCACUCUCCAUAAUCCCACAUUCAUUGCUCUUAUACGUUUAGUUCAUGCUGCAACUGUGUUGUAUUAUACACCAUGAAUACCUUGAUGCACAUUCUUUUCCUAAAAUUAAAGCUACAUUAAGAGUAAACUCCUCAAGUAUCCAAUUCUAUAACACUGGUUCUCACUAUCAGUGAAGAUAUGAUUUCAAUAGUAAAGUCCUUUUAAUCAUAACCAGAAAGUAUAUCCUGACCUGGGGGUGUUGAAUGAGAAAGUUGACAUAGAUGCAUUUUGAGGCUGUUAAACAGUGGGACAUGAUCAAAGUUGCACUUGUAACUGAUUUAACAUUAAAACAACUGUUUUUCA
This is a messenger RNA of Notolabrus celidotus (New Zealand spotty), 1867 nucleotides long. RefSeq names its product elongin B (gene elob). NCBI's taxonomy places the organism in Eukaryota, Metazoa, Chordata, Actinopteri, Labriformes, Labridae. Gene Ontology annotation, biological process: transcription elongation by RNA polymerase II. The coding region runs from base 130 to 489 and encodes 119 amino acids. Gene Ontology annotation, molecular function: protein binding. The record is from RefSeq and is a predicted model, not a curated record. Gene Ontology annotation, cellular component: elongin complex; VCB complex. The transcript has 4 exons.